AGCGCGCAGGCCACAGAUGUACCAGAGGUGCCACCCCUGAGCGUCAUGGAUAAAAAGAUCGCCGGCGCAUCAGAGGAAGAGGAGUUCGAUGGCGUUGAGCGCAACACAUCAAAGUUGACCAGCAUCAGGAAGAGUUGGGUCAUCGGCGAGGCCCUAAAAUACGUUGGUUCCGAUCCCGAUCCGACCGAAGACGCCUGGCCGGAGGUGAUUGACAAAGUGCCAUUCUGCACCUCUUGUCUCAAGAGGUUACGAAGCACGUAUGGACUUCUCGGCACAGUGGAGGCACCGCUCAGGACAGAUCCGUUGUCGAAGUUUGCGGACGGGCACAUAUUUGAAACGCUUAUUCACGUAACUAUUCUUCUCAACAGCUUGUUUAUGGUCUUCGCGGCAGAUCAGGAAAUGGCUUACUACGACCAGGAAGUGCCAGAGGUGGUUCAAGUUGGCGAGCUGUGUUUCUUAGUUGCCUAUUCGUUUGAGUUCGUCGUGAAACUGUGGCGUUACCACGGGUAUUUUUUCAUUGACGUCGAUUGGAAAUACAAUUGGGUCGAUGUCACCCUCCUUGUCCUUAGUGCUUAUUCAAUUUUUUUUGAAUCCAUGCUUCCGAACCUCUCUUGGCUGCGGAUGAUGCGAAUGCUCAGGUUGUUCAAGGUGAUCCGCGUGCUUCGCUUGAUAUCCAUGGUGAAGCCUUUACGCGCAAUUCUCAAGUCGUUGUUCGAAACCUUGGGUACGCUUUUCUGGAGUCUGACACUGCUGGCGUUGAUUUUAGCAUUGUUUGCUCUGAUUUUCGUUAUGCGCGUUGCGAGCUACAUGAAAGAUGAGGGCCAGUCGUUGGACGAAGAUGCCGCAGAGGCGCUCUUGAGUUCUUACAGUUCGGUGGGGGUGACGUUCAGACAUCUGUUCGAAGCUACCACUGGUGGGAACGAUUGGAUUGUAUUCUACUCUCCGCUGGAGCCGACCGGCUUUGUCAACUGUGGAAUAUUUUAUUUCUUCGUGGCCUUUACUCAGAUUGCAGUUCUGAACACCCGAAGG
Molecule: messenger RNA, 1029 nt
Organism: Prorocentrum cordatum
Lineage: Eukaryota; Dinophyceae; Prorocentrales; Prorocentraceae
Source: the annotation of a GenBank genome assembly